UGUCUCAGGCGGGAGUCAAGCACAUGAGGAGCCGCCAUUGUUCCCCUUUUUCGUGUGUGAUAGAUUUUACUCUGUGAGAAAACUUUCUUGUGAUAAAAGUGAAAUCCGUGACACAGAAACUUUUUCGGAACGUACAACAAGAUCAGGGAGCUGGAUACCUACACACGCCUUCGAAUAGAAAGCUACGCAGAACCAGCAACGCCUGUUUGUGUGAUGUCCCAUAGUAUUCACAGCACAUUCAAGAUGGCCCCCUUAUGUUCGUGUUUUUUCUAAAAGGAAUAGUUUGAAGCAAACAGUGGGUGACUUUUGCAGAAGCAUAGCGGCGCAGUGUUUUUUCUAAGUUCUCGUUUUGUUCACACUGUAUUGAUUUCUGGAGAUGCAACGCAUGAAAAGUCAAGGAAAUCCAGUGAGCAACGGGCCUAAAGAAGUCGUCAAGGAUGAAGAAUUGGAUUCGUGGCGCAACCACACCCCUGCCCAGCAGCAACAGCAGCAGCAAGCAUACAAUGCGGCGGCCGCAGCAGCUCAGCACCUCUCGACCAGUUCGCAGCUGGGGGAGCCCUACAUCCCCAGUUACUACGCCUCCAUGUCCUUCCCGUACCUCAACCAGGGCCUGGGGGACGGUGCGUGGAGCAACGGGGGCGACCCGGUCAACUUCUUCGGCAGCUACGGCAGCCAGAUGGGAGCCGCUGGGGAACAGCCUCCGCACUAUGUGGACGGCAUGUUUGGGCAGAACAGCUUUCCGGGUUACGGGCAGGGAUUUAGCUUCUUUCCGGGCAGUGGGGGAGACUACUCCACCUGGGGAGCGGGUGCUCCGACGGCGGGGUCGGCGGCACAGCAGCAGGCGAGCAAGGCGGCCUACGCGGAUUAUGAAUACAGAGACUAUGACCCCGCGGAUCGAGGACUCAAGCACCUAGAACAAGGCAUCCGAUCUCUAGGCCUGACCGAAAAGGAGUUUGCACCCAAAGACCCAUACGGAAAACCUGGCUGUCUGGACAUGUCUGCCCCGCCUCCACAGCUUGUGGGCGUCAAGAAAUUCUCCGGCGGCGACAAGAAGAUGUCUUGGGCUUCGGUGGCCAGCCAACCCGCCAAGCCGAAGGCUCUCAAGAGCAAGUCCCCCUUGUUACCGCCGGGAAAGCAUCCCAUGGACAUAGGCACGUGGGAGGGUAAGAACGGCGGUGGCAAGCCUCGUCAGCAAGCCGCAACUCCUUGGGCUGUGCAACAGCAGCAGCCCAACCCAACGUCCGUGGCCUGCGGAGAGAGCUACACCCACCCCGUACUGGAAAAGCUACGACUCGAGAACAACUACAACCCCAAGGACUUUGACAUGGAACCCAAAGGUGCACGGUAUUUUAUCAUCAAGAGCUACUCCGAGGACGACAUCCACCGGUCCAUCAAGUACUCCAUCUGGUGCUCGACGGAGCACGGCAACAAGCGCUUGGAUGGGGCGUACCGGGACGCUCAGGGCCCCAUCCUGCUCUUCUUCAGUGUCAAUGGGUCGGGCCAUUUCUGCGGCAUGGCAGAGAUGGUCUCCCCGGUGGACUAUUCGGCGACGGCGUCCGUCUGGGCGCAGGACAAGUGGAAGGGACAGUUUAGGGUGCGCUGGGUGUAUGUGAAGGAUGUGCCCAACUCUCAGCUGCGCCACAUUCGCCUGGAGAACAACGAGAACAAGCCCGUGACCAACUCUCGAGACACGCAGGAGGUGCCCCCGGAGAAGGGGAGACAGGUGCUGAAGAUUAUUCACAACUACCGGCACACGACGUCCAUCUUUGACGACUUCCUUCACUACGAGAAGCGGCAGGAAGAAGACGAGCAGCCGGAACCUGGCCUACUGUCUAAUUUGGAUCAUUUGAAAGCACCGGAACCCAUGAAGGAAAACAAGCCAAUGCCACUGCCCACCGGUAACCACCACAUGCAGCCAAGAUACCACCACCAACAGACAUGGUAAGGGCAUCCCAAAAGGUGGCCCUCUCCCCCACCACGUGGCAGGACUGGUUUUCUACUAGAGGGCCGUGUGUGCAUCGUGUGUGCGUUUUGUGCGUGCGUGCAACUUUUUUCCUCAAUCUCUUUCCUCCCCUCCUUUGUCUGGGCUGUCAGCAGUCGUGCAGAGCUGCCCUGCAUGUUUCUUUGCCGUCACAGGAACUUGCCAUCACAUAACGAGAACGAGAAGAAGAAGAGAAAAAAAAAAACGUCAGCAAGGCUGGACAAAAGGCACCAAUGUCAUGCCGGGAGUUGACUGUUGGCCUUUUGCCGUGUUCAGGAUGAUUGUUUCCCCUGGAUCAUUAUUUUUGUCCACGUAAUUUACUGCUUCUGUCACUCUCCACCGCCUGCCCUGUGGGUCUGACUGCCGGCGCUGCGUUUGUUCGGACUGGCCAUGGAAUGUGCGUCUGGAAGGCUCUGUUGUUUCGACGUAGUGCAGGGAAUGUGCUGUGUAGGGGGGUGGGAAAGGGGGGCAGAUUUUACCCCCCCCCAUGCGGGGAAGUUUCGCGAGUUGUGACGACGUCUACCAGAUGACAUCGGAUUCGGCUAUGGGGUGUGCAAAGCGUGCUUUGGUGAUGCAGUUUUGUCAUUAUGAUUGUUUUUCUUUCCUUUUUUUUUUUUUUUCCUCCUGGGACUGUGGUGUGUGCGGACGGACUAGAAUCUGGACUGAAAAGAAAUACAACAUUGGAACAAAGACUCGGCGGACUCCUGUACCUCCUCCGAGGGAAACGGACUGAAAACAGAUUUUUUUUUUUUUCUUUGCGGGACAGUUUAAAAAAGUUUAAUGAAAUAUGGUGGUGACACGUUAAAAGUUUGAAAGUGGACGUUUAGGAUAGGCGACGAAAAAAAUAGUUAAGGGAGAGACAGUGCUGCAAAAGACGGUGCCGACAACGUUUGCGAGAGAGCGUUGGCGCGCACAACUGUUGUGACAAAAAAAAAAAAGGACUGAUCUCUCCUAGCUUGUUGGAGAAUCGGACUCGUAAUUCUGGGGACUGUUUUAGGGUGACCCAUCUCGUGUUUCUGGGGAACUUUGAUCUGCGGUUGUUGUAAUUGUGCACAGAGACAAGUACGGCUGUGAUUACCUUAUCAUUUUGUAGAGGACAGGCAUAUUUUGCGGGGAACAAAGUGCUCGUUUUCUUACUUUAUUUUUUCCCCCACCUUUUUUUAGGAUUAUUGAGGUGGUCUUCUCAAGAAGCAGAAAAAGAAGAAGAAAAAUCUUGUUUCAAAGUUUGGUUCAGAAUGUGAUUGUGGGUGGAGACAAAAUAGAGAGCCGUUUUUGUUGGAA
Messenger RNA from Ornithodoros turicata, 3262 nucleotides. RefSeq names its product YTH domain-containing family protein 3-like (gene Ythdf). Gene Ontology annotation, molecular function: mRNA binding; N6-methyladenosine-containing RNA reader activity. Gene Ontology annotation, cellular component: cytoplasm. Gene Ontology annotation, biological process: mRNA destabilization. Lineage: Eukaryota; Metazoa; Arthropoda; Arachnida; Ixodida; Argasidae. The record is from RefSeq and is a predicted model, not a curated record. The transcript has 6 exons. Bases 377 to 1945 code for a protein of 522 amino acids.